Saccostrea echinata is the source of this 1074-nucleotide messenger RNA. Its product is annotated as mitochondrial ribosome-associated GTPase 1-like. Gene Ontology annotation, cellular component: mitochondrion. NCBI's taxonomy places the organism in Eukaryota, Metazoa, Mollusca, Bivalvia, Ostreida, Ostreidae. The transcript has a single exon. The coding region runs from base 61 to 1023 and encodes 320 amino acids. The record is from RefSeq and is a predicted model, not a curated record. Gene Ontology annotation, molecular function: GTP binding; GTPase activity.
UGUGUUCGACUUUUAACAUCCGGGGAUUUUAAACAAUGGCUGCGCCCAUUGACAAUAAAUAUGUCAAGUAAAAUUUUUAACAUUUCGGGCAAUUUUAGGCAAUCCUUUGUGCUUCCUCAUGGACAUCAGGUGCAAUGGUUUCCGGGACAUAUGCAGAAAGGAAUUUCUCAAUUAUUAGCUCGACUGAGAUCCAUAGACUGUGUCCUAGAAAUUCACGAUGCUCGAAUUCCAUUUUCGGGAAGAACACCCUUGUUCAAAGACAUGAUGAAAAUGAAAGCACACGUGCUUCUUCUAAAUAAAUGCGAUGUAGCAGACAUGAGUCGAAGAAGGGACAUUGUAAAUAGAUUAAAAGAAGAAGGUGUCGAUAAAGUUUUGUUUACCAAUUUAACAUCUGAAAAGUCAAAAGUUAUUAACCAAGAACUAUUUCCACUUGUUGUAGAGGCAAUACAUAGCGCGCCACGCUUUAACAGAGAGACAGCUGAGGCUUAUGAAAUGGCUGUGAUUGGUGUUCCUAAUGUUGGGAAAUCAACUUUUAUUAAUUAUGUUAGACGAUCACAUACAACGUUAAAGAAAAGACCUUUACGAGUUGGAGCCGUAGCUGGGGUUACACGAUCACUGUCAGGAAAGAUCCGUGCGAACUUUGACCCUCCCGUUUACUUAACAGAUACACCUGGAAUUCUCACGCCACGGGUGUCCAGUGUGGAGGAAGGAAUGAAGCUAGCUCUGUGUGGUUGUUUACCGGACCAUAUCGUGGGUGAGGAUUUAAUCGUAGAUUUCAUGCUGUUCUGGCUCAAUAAACACAGUGACUUUCGGUACAUGGAACAAUUUAAUUUAUCCGAACCAACAGAUGAUGUUCAAUGCUUUUUAAACCAUGUUGCUAAAGAAAACAAAUUUAUUAAAAAGUUGAAAUCUGUGGAUAACAGAGAGUAUAACUAUUUCCCUGAUUAUUUAGCAGCUGCAAGACUCGUGUUAAAACAAUUCAGAGAAGGGGCUAUAGGGCCCAUGUUAUUAGAAGAUUUAUGACUGCUUUUAUGUAUUAAUGAUAUCUCUCAGAACAUGAAAUUUCAAAAUUGA